AUGGAGAAGGCCUCGCCUGCCUCGAGCGCGCUGCCUCGUCCGGCACUGGCACGCCGCGCCUCGGUCGCCUCCUCCGGCGCCUCGCGCCUCGCGCGCCGGCUGCGUGCGCUGCUGCCGCUCCUCGGCGCACUCGGCCUGCUCUGCCUUCUGCUGCCUCACGUGCCUCCGCACCUCUCGCCCCUCACGCACCACCGGCACGGCAAGCACACCUCCAAGCUCAACGUCAUCCUCAUGAUCUCCGACGGCUACGGGCCCGCCUCCGAGACGCUCGGACGCGCCGCCCUCUCGCUCCUCGAGCACGCCCACACCACGCACAACAUUCUCCCCCACACGCCCCUCGACCGGCUGCUCGUCGGCUCCCAUCGCUCCGCCAGCGCAGACAGCCUCAUCACCGACAGUGCCGCCGGCGCCACGGCCUUUGCGUGCGGCGCCAAGAGCUACAACGGCGCCAUUGGCGUCGAUGCAGAGGGACGCGCGUGCGGCACCGUCUUUGAGGCGGCCAAGCUCAAGGGCUGGAGCACGGGCGUGGUGGUGACGAGCCGGCUGACGGAUGCUACACCCGGCGCCUUCAUCUCGCACGUCGCCUCGCGCGCACAGGAGCCGCUCAUUGCGCUGCACUCGCUCGGGCACGAUGCCGCCGCCGUCAACGUCAGUGUCGAUCUGGGCCCGGGCACCGCACCCUUGACGGCGCCGCUCGAUCUGGCAAUCGGCGGCGGCGGCUGUCUGUACCUGCCUCGCGCGCACGCGCAGAGCUGCCGCAGCGACGAUGCCGACCUCGUCGCGCUCGCGCAGCGCCAAGGCUGGGACGUCCGCUUCGGCAAGGCAUUCAACGUCUCUUCCGAGCUGGCCGUCGCGGCGCAUGCAGAGAAGGCCUCGCAGCAGGCAAUGCCCCACCUCGACUCCCUCUCGACGACGAGCCUCAACGACGAUCUCUUCGCACACGCAAAGACUCCACUCCUCACGCUCCUCUCGCCCAGCAACACGCCCUACGAGAUCGACCGCCUCUCCCUGCCUUCUUCUCUGCGCGCCGCAUUCCCGCCUCUCAAGUCCCUCGCACUCUCGGCGCUGCGCCUGCUCAGCGAGAGCAAGAGCAACAAGAAGGGACUGCUCCUCAUGAUCGAAGGCUCGCAGAUCGAUCUGGGAGGACACAUGAAUGAUCCGGCGACGCAUGUGCGGGAGAUUGUCGCGUAUCAAGAGGCGAUUCAGGCGGUGAGGGAGUGGGUGGACGCGGCCAACAAGCGGGGAGAGAGGAGCGUGUUGAUCAGCACUAGCGACCACGAGACUGGCGGCUUGACGCUCGGUCGGCAGUUGAGCGCCGCGUAUCCCAACUACGCCUACCACCCCUCCGUGCUUCUGCGUCCCACCGCCUCCGCCAGUGCCCUCUCUGCGCAGCUCAUCGCCUUUGCUCGCGCCGUGCCGCGUCCCUCUGCGGCCGACGUGCGUGCCUUCAUUGCGCGCGAGACGCUCGGCAAGGGCGCCGGCUUCGUCGGCGAUGCGCCGCACGGCGGCGCCGCGACGCACGAGGAGGUGGAGCGCGUGCUGCAGUCGAUCAAGGAGACGACGCCCGACGGAGGAGAGCACGCGAGCGCAAGCUUCGUGCCGCCCAUCAACACGGCCGACGAGGCGCGAAAGGUGAUUGCGGACUGCAUCAGUCGACGCGCGGAGGUGGGAUGGAGCACCACGGGCCACACGGGCGUCGACAUUCCGGUGCAUGCGCAUGGCCAUCGCAGCGACGAGCUGCGCGGCAACAUCGAGAACAUCGACAUCGGAGCAUUCAUCGCCCGCACCCUCGGCCUGGAUCUCAAGGCGACGACGGAGGCGCUGCGCAAGCACUAG
Tilletiopsis washingtonensis is the source of this 1836-nucleotide messenger RNA. Its product is annotated as alkaline phosphatase-like protein. Gene Ontology annotation, molecular function: alkaline phosphatase activity. Lineage: Eukaryota; Fungi; Basidiomycota; Exobasidiomycetes; Entylomatales. Gene Ontology annotation, biological process: dephosphorylation. The transcript is spliced from 6 exons. The coding region runs from base 1 to 1836 and encodes 611 amino acids. Gene Ontology annotation, cellular component: fungal-type vacuole membrane. The record is from RefSeq and is a predicted model, not a curated record.